Callorhinus ursinus (northern fur seal) is the source of this 1570-nucleotide messenger RNA. RefSeq names its product cyclin dependent kinase 10 (gene CDK10). Gene Ontology annotation, biological process: regulation of mitotic cell cycle; protein phosphorylation. The record is from RefSeq and is a predicted model, not a curated record. Lineage: Eukaryota; Metazoa; Chordata; Mammalia; Carnivora; Otariidae. Gene Ontology annotation, cellular component: nucleus. Gene Ontology annotation, molecular function: ATP binding; cyclin-dependent protein serine/threonine kinase activity.
AUCCUGAAGGCACGGUGGCCAUCCCCCAGAUACGCAGCAGGUGCUCCCUGCGUUCCCGGUGCUGCAGUGCGCGACGGGCAACCUCACAGGGGAGCUCCGACGCCCAGCGGAGCACCCACGAGCCCGUGCUGCAGGCUGUGAACGUGUCGGGGCUUCAGAGGAAGAACUGUGCUCAGCUGGGGGGACGUUUCUGUAGAAGGAAUUCCUGCUGGACUAGAUUUUGACAUAUGCAGAGACAAGGAGGCCGGGCAAGCCAACCCAGGAUGUCAGGAGCAAUGGCUCAGAGAUGAGAAACAGUAUGAAUAGGCCGCACCAGGAGUUCCCCCUGGAGAGAGAAUGUGAGGAAGAACUGGGAGAGCAGGCUGAGGCAAGACCAUGGACGGGCUCAGUCCAGGCGAUUCUGACCUGGUUCCCCGAGCGGUAGGAAGGAAGGAGAUGGAGGCCGACGGAGGAGAAGAUGGGAGGCAGCAAGGCCAGGGAGAGGCUGUUAGAAUCUGAACCUUGCUGCAUGUGUUUCCUAGACCCAAGGAGACAUGCUCAUUCAGUCCAUCUACAGACGUCCUGCAUUAUGAAGCUGGGACGGUGUCGGAGCGUGAAGGAAUUUGAGAAGCUGAACCGUAUCGGGGAAGGCACCUAUGGCAUUGUGUACCGGGCCCGGGACACGCAGACGGAUGAGGUUGUUGCCCUGAAGAAGGUGCGGAUGGACAAGGAGAAGGAUGGGGUCCCCAUCAGCAGCCUUCGAGAGAUCACACUGCUCCUUCGCCUUCGCCAUCCGAAUAUCGUGGAGCUAAAGGAAGUGGUUGUGGGGAACCACCUGGAGAGCAUCUUUCUGGUGAUGGGUUAUUGUGAGCAAGAUCUGGCCAGCCUUCUGGAGAACAUGCCGACACCCUUCUCUGAGGCCCAGGUCAAGUGCAUUGUGCUGCAAGUGCUCCGAGGCCUUCAGUAUUUGCACCAGAACUUCAUCAUCCACAGGGACCUGAAGGUGUCCAACUUGCUCAUGACCGAUAAGGGCUGUGUGAAGACAGCGGAUUUCGGCCUGGCCCGGGCCUAUGGCAUCCCAGUGAAACCCAUGACCCCCAAGGUGGUCACACUCUGGUACCGAGCCCCCGAACUGCUUUUGGGAACCACCACGCAGACCACCAGCAUCGACAUGUGGGCCAUGGGCUGCAUCCUGGCCGAGCUGCUGGCCCACAAGCCCCUUCUCCCCGGCACAUCCGAGAUCCACCAGGUGGACCUGAUUGUGCAGCUGCUGGGGACGCCCAGUGAGAACAUCUGGCCAGGCUUCUCCAGGCUGCCUCUGGUGGGUCAGUACAGCCUGAGGAAGCAGCCAUACAACAACCUCAAACACAAGUUCCCGUGGCUCUCGGAGGCUGGCCUGCGCCUGCUGAACUUCCUCUUCAUGUAUGACCCCAAGAAAAGGGCAACGGCCAGAGAUGGCCUGGAGAGCUCGUACUUCAAGGAGAAGCCCCUGCCCUGUGAGCCGGAGCUCAUGCCCACCUUCCCCCACCACCGCAACAAGCGGGCCAUCCCAGCCACGUCUGAGGGCCAGGGCAAGCGCUGUAAACCCUGA